This is a messenger RNA of Solanum dulcamara, 414 nucleotides long. RefSeq lists its product as uncharacterized. The transcript has 5 exons. NCBI's taxonomy places the organism in Eukaryota, Viridiplantae, Streptophyta, Magnoliopsida, Solanales, Solanaceae. The record is from RefSeq and is a predicted model, not a curated record. Bases 1 to 414 code for a protein of 137 amino acids.
AUGGAGUCCUUCAAUGCCAUGACUCAAGGUGGUGAGCUUGUCAGCAGGUUUAUUAGCCUCCCUAAAGCAGUGGCUGAUAUGGUAGAGGUGGAGUUUGACAAUGGUAAUGUGUACAAUUUGUCAGCUGAGUAUUUGAGAAUAUGUAGCCCAGCUGUCGUAUCUGGGAGGCGACAUGUAGGAAUUAUGUCUGCUGAGCCUAUUGGAAUUAUGAGGUUAUUGUUUGGAGACUUGCAUAAGACUGGCAUUUUCAUGUGGAACUACCUCUACCAUCUUGGGAGCAACAAGUUCACUCUCAUGAGAGAUUACAUCAAUACUCUAAAGAAACAUGGACUUAGCCGGGAUCCUCCCAGUCCCAGAAGAAAUAAUUGCAAUGAGGCAAUAAAGGAUGCAAAUGGGCAGGUUAAGCAACUCUGA